Molecule: messenger RNA, 2462 nt
Organism: Salmo salar (Atlantic salmon)
Lineage: Eukaryota; Metazoa; Chordata; Actinopteri; Salmoniformes; Salmonidae
Product: enoyl-CoA delta isomerase 1, mitochondrial
Biological process (GO): fatty acid beta-oxidation
Cellular component (GO): mitochondrion
Molecular function (GO): delta(3)-delta(2)-enoyl-CoA isomerase activity
Source: RefSeq, a predicted model, not a curated record
CCAAUCAGAUGCCAGUAGUGAUAUGUUGGCGGCGCCGCUGUAGUUUCCUCCUCCAAGGCAGAGCAGCCCAGCCGCAGUGUGUGAUCCCUGCUUGUGUCAACUUGACGAGUCGAGAUGGCUAAUGUGUUGAGAAAUUCCGCUAAAUUCGGGUUUUCAGGCGUGUUGUCCCAGUUGUCCAUCCACAGUAGACAUGGGAGAGAGUGUGUGUCGCCGUGCUUCUCUCUGCAGCAGAGGAACAACUCUACCUCACCUAAGAUCAAGGUGGAUCUGGACAGCAGUACAGGUGUAGCAGUGUUGAGGAUGCAGAGUCCCCCUGUCAACAGUCUGAGUCUGGACUUCCUCACUGAGUUCUGUAUCAAUCUGGAGAAACUAGAGAUGGAUAGGAGUUGUAGAGGUCUGAUCAUCACCUCGACCCUCUCCAAGGUGUUCUCUGCAGGGCUAGACAUCAUGGAAAUGUAUGGGAAAAGUCCGGAGCGCUGUGGAGAGUUCUGGAAGGCUGUUCAGGAGAUGUGGCUCAAACUCUACGGGUCCAACAUGGCUACCAUAGCUGCCAUCAACGGUUCUAGUCCAGCAGGUGGUUGUCUCAUGUCUAUUGGAUGUGACUAUAGGAUCAUGGUUGAUAACCCUCGCUACAGCAUCGGACUCAACGAGACUCAGCUCGGCAUCGUAGCUCCCUUCUGGUUUAAGGACACUCUGGUGAACACGGUUGGUAACCGGGCAGCAGAGCUGUCGUUGGAGCUGGGUCUGUUGUACAGCGCUCCUGAUGCCCUGAAGAUCGGCCUGGUGGACCAGUUAGUACCUGAGGACCAGGUCCUCUCCACUGCACAGGACACCAUGUCCAAGUGGCUGGCUAUACCAGACCAUGCCAGACAGAUCACCAAGUCCAUGAUGCGGAAACAGACCAUUGACAAGCUGCUGUCCAACAGGGAAGCUGACAUCACCAACUUUGUGAGCUUCAUCACUAAAGACUCCAUCCAGAGGUCCCUCCGCAUGUACCUGGAGAUGCUCAAGAGUAGAAAGGCCUAGUCUGGGGCCCGAACGGCUCCCCGGUCCCCUUUAGGGCUUCUAACGGCUCCCCGGUCCCCUUUAGGUCUUCUAACGGCUCCCCGGUCCCCUUUAGGGCUUCUAACGGCUCCCCGGUCCCCUUUAGGUCUUCUAACGGCUCCCCGGUCCCCUUUAGGGCUUCUAACGGCUCCCCGGUCCCCUUUAGGUCUUCUAACGGCUCCCCGGUCCCCUUUAGGGCUUCUAACGGCUCCCCGGUCCCCUUUAGGUCUUCUAACGGCUCCCCGGUCCCCUUUAGGGCUUCUAACGGCUCCCCGGUCCCCUUUAGGUCUUCUAACGGCUCCCUCCUCUCCCUCUAGACCAUGCCAGACAGAUAGAUCAGUGUGUAUAUAUUAUAUAUAACACCUCUCCUCUCCCUCUAGACCAUGCCAGACAGAUCACCAAGUCCAUGAUGCGGAAACAGACCAUUGACAAGCUGCUGUCCAACAGGGAAGCUGACAUCACCAACUUUGUGAGCUUCAUCACUAAAGACUCCAUCCAGAGGUCCCUCCGCAUGUACCUGGAGAUGCUCAAGAGUAGAAAGGCCUAGUCUGGGGCCCGAACGGCUCCCCGGUCCCCUUUAGGGCUUCUAACGGCUCCCCGGUCCCCUUUAGGUCUUCUAACGGCUCCCCGGUCCCCUUUAGGGCUUCUAACGGCUCCCCGGUCCCCUUUAGGUCUUCUAACGGCUCCCCGGUCCCCUUUAGGGCUUCUAACGGCUCCCCGGUCCCCUUUAGGUCUUCUAACGGCUCCCCGGUCCCCUUUAGGGCUUCUAACGGCUCCCCGGUCCCCUUUAGGGCCCUGGUCAAAAGUAGUGCACUGUAUCGGGAAUAGGGGGCUACGUCCCAAUUAUCUCUCCUUUCUCCUGUGUGAACUUGUUCUCUUCCCUUCACGGAUUUGAAAGGACAUUUUUGUGGGGAACGAGUGCACCCUUCAGGAGUUAAGGAGAGAUUAUUGGAACGCAGCCAUCCUUGAAGAGGAUGUCUUCUGAAGCCCAGGCAAACAUGUGAAAGUAACCUGGGGUUGAGUCUCAAUAGUCUGGCUCCCUCUGCUUGUCUCCUUUCACUUAUUGAGAGACACCCACUGGUUACAUCCCAAAUAGCACCCUAAUUCCCUAUAUUGUGCACUACCCCUAUAGGCCCUGGUCAAAAGUAGUUCACUAUAUAGGGAAUAGGGUGCCAGUUGAGACGCUACCCUGUCAUAUUCAUAUACGUUUUGGCCCGUUUGGAUCCUAAUGAACACACCCCCGGCCUUAUUUCCCCUGCCACAAUGUUUGACUGUUUAGACUGAAACACAGAGCGCUGUUACGAUGUAGGUGAUUGUACAGUAUGUCAUCUUGCCUUUAUCUGUGAACAUAAUGUUUGUUUUCGUAUAAUCUUUUCCUCUACUGUUGGUUUGCAAGUAAACAUCUUUAAAAUACCUUC